GAAUAUUAUAUGACAGAUAGACAAUACAAUUGUUUUGUGUAUUAUUAGGGCUAGCUUGACUUGUACACAGGCUCCUUUUUAUUGUAUAUGCAGUUACGGCAUUUCAGAUUUGGUUGUUCACGUGUGUGGUUUUCGAGAGUGGGAUCACUCAGCCAUGCUGUCUGACGCAGAUUAUGGUGGCAAUGCGUCCGGUGGUCGACAGCGAGGGAAAAAGCGAGGAGCCGCGGCAGAAACCACGUCAGGAGAAAGCCAACCCAUGCGUUCUACUGGUAGACAAACCAACGUCAGGGUGAAACGAUCCAACAACAAUAGCAACACUCCCACUGGACAGGUCAAGAGAAAAGCCACAGACACAGACGAAGAGGAUGAUCAGGCAGAGAAGAAGUACAGGAAAUGUGAGAAGGCAGGAUGCCCAGCUACUUAUCCAGUGUGCUUUGCCAGUGCCUCUGAAAGGUGCGCCAAAAAUGGCUACACAUCGAGAUGGUACCACCUCUCCUGUGGUGAACAUUUCUGCAAUGAGUGUUUUGACCACUACUACAGAAGUCACAAAGAUGGCUAUGAGAAGUAUGCAACCUGGAAGAGAGUGUGGACGGGGAAUGGGAAGACUGAGCCUAGUCUCAAGGCCUUCAUGGCCGACCAGCAACUUCCCUACUGGGUUCAGUGCACAAAAUCAGACUGUGGCAAGUGGAGGCAGCUCACUAAGGAAAUCCAGCUCACUUCAUCUCUCGUCUCCGCCUACCGCUGCGGACUGAAAGUCAACAAUGUCAAGACUGAAGGACCAGACCAGUGCUCGCUCCCAGAAGACAUGCGAGUGGCAGGAGUGAGUGACAGCUGGUGGAACUCCAUGUUAAUCGUGCCCCCGUUGCUGAAGGACAGUCCGGCCAACCCUUUCCUCACCACCUACUACCCUGACUGUGUGGGCAUGAGUCCCUCUGCGUCGCCUAGCAACUUUGCCCACGGUGACUCGAGGACAGAACACAGACGAGUCGUCCAGCCACAGAUUCCAGGACUGUGCCCAUACUUCCAGCCGUUCUACCAGCCUAAUGAAUGUGGCAAGGCUCUGUGUGUGCGGCCAGACAUGAUGGAGCUGGAUGAGCUCUAUGAGUUUCCAGAAUUUUCCCGUGACCCGACCAUGUACCUGGCCCUGCGAAACCUCAUCCUGGCUGCAUGGCAUCGAGAGUGCAAGGAGGUGCUCACGCCGCAGAGGUGCGUCCCCCAUGUGAUCGUGCGCGGACUGGUGCGGGUGCGCUGUGUCCAGGAGCUGGACCGAGUCCUGCACUUCAUGACCCGGAAGGGACUGAUCAACACCGGAGUCCUGCUGGUGAAGCAGCCCACUCUGCCAGAGCAGUACCAUCACAAGAAGAAAGUGCUGGUCAUUGGUGCUGGAGCAUCUGGAUUGGCAGCAGCUCGGCAACUCCAGAGCUUUGGCAUGCAGGUGGUGGUGCUGGAGGCUCGGGACAGGAUAGGAGGCCGCGUCUGGGAUGACAAGUCACUAGGUGUCACUGUAGGACGAGGAGCCCAGAUAGUCAACGGCUGUGUCAACAACCCUAUCGCCCUCAUGUGUGAGCAGCUGGGUAUUAAGAUGCACAAGCUUGGGGACCGGUGUGACCUGCUGCUGGAGGGAGGGGGCGCUACAGACCCAGCCAUAGACAAGCGCAUGGACUUCCACUUCAACGCCAUCCUGGACGUGGUGUCUGAUUGGAGGAAGGACAAAUCUCAGCAUCAGGAUGCUCCUCUGGGAGAGAAGAUCCAAGAGGUGUAUAAGACCUUCCUUCAGGAGUCUGGUAUCCACUUCAGUGAGCUGGAGGAGAAGGUGUUGCAGUUUCACUUAAGUAACCUGGAGUAUGCCUGUGGCAGCACGCUAGACCAGGUGUCAGCAAGGUCAUGGGACCAUAACGAGUUCUUUGCCCAGUUCUCUGGAGACCACACGCUGCUGACGGAGGGCUACUCCUCUGUGCUGCACAAGCUGGCCGAGGGCCUGGACAUUCACCUCAACUCACCGGUCCAGUCCAUUGACUACUCUGGAGACUUAGUUAAAGUCAUGACGACCAGUGGCUCCCAGUGGAGUGCACAGAAGGUGUUGGUGACCGUUCCACUGGCUCUCCUCCAGAAGGCCAUCAUCCAGUUCUGCCCGCCCCUGCCGGAGAGGAAGCUGAAGGCCAUUCACAGCCUCGGGGCUGGGGUUAUAGAGAAGAUUGCCCUGCAGUUUCCCUAUAGAUUCUGGGACCGUAAAGUCCAAGGAGCGGACUACUUUGGCCAUGUCCCACCAGGCCCAGAGAACAGGGGCUUGUUUAGCGUGUUUUACGACAUGGACCCAAAGGGUAAGCAGAGUGUGCUGAUGUCCGUCAUCACUGGAGAGGCACUGCCCACGGUCAGAGACCUGGAGGACAAAGAGGUGGCUGACAUGUGCCUGAGGGUCCUGAGAGAGCUGUUCCAGGAUCAGGAGGUUCCAGAUUACCAGAAGUUCUUUGUGACCCGCUGGAGUCGAGACGCCUGGGCACAGAUGUCCUACAGCUUUGUGAAGACAGGGGGCAGUGGUGAGGCCUACGACAUCAUUGCAGAGGACGUCCAGGGGAAAGUGUUCUUUGCUGGAGAGGCUACCAACAGGCACUUUCCCCAGACUGUGACUGGGGCCUAUCUCAGUGGGGUCCGAGAGGCCAGCAAGAUCACCGCUGUCUGAUAUCAGGAAUUACAGUAGUGAUGCCUCAACCUCUGUCUGACUUUUUAUACUGUACAUUCUGGUGCUUUCCGUGGAGAAUUCGAGAAGACUGACGGCUCUCGCCCACAGUGACCAUGUUGGCUGAGUAGCAAAAUGCUUGAGUAGUGACUAUUUCAGGUAGCCAUUCUUUUAUGUUCUCCUUUCGAUGAUGUCUGGUCACUCAGUUUAAAGGUCAUGCACGUUUAAAACAGCACUUAUUGUGUCCUAUUCAUUGCAAUUACUCAAAGAGAUUUCUACAAGAUUAAGUUGAUACAGUGGGACAUUUUUUUUUCAGUGAUGGACAGAACAUACUUUUGUUAGAUAAUGGAAGGCAAGGAAAUCCAAUUUAAGGGCUUGUCCAACUUUCUAAUUUAUCAUAUCAUGACUGAAGCAAGCUCUUGUACAUAUAAAGAUAUUAUGAGUUUGUACCUAUUUAUGAUUCUUUGUAAUACCCUGUAUAACAAGAAUAAUGCACAUGAUCAAAAUAUAUAAUUUCUUUGUU
Molecule: messenger RNA, 3200 nt
Organism: Sardina pilchardus (European sardine)
Lineage: Eukaryota; Metazoa; Chordata; Actinopteri; Clupeiformes; Clupeidae
Product: lysine-specific histone demethylase 2
Exons: 21
Coding region: 155-2680 (841 amino acids)
Biological process (GO): negative regulation of transcription by RNA polymerase II; positive regulation of transcription by RNA polymerase II
Molecular function (GO): oxidoreductase activity; zinc ion binding; transcription factor binding
Source: RefSeq, a predicted model, not a curated record